AUGUACAAGCAAGAUCACUUUCUGCGAAUCAUCGAGUUGGAUCAAUACACUCCAGUAGAUGCCCCUGUCAACCGCAGUAUGUCAUAUAAGGAAGACAUAAACGAAAAUCCAGGGCCUGAGAAAAAAAGCCCAGGUAUACAUUACAUAAAAGAAAAGACUGCCGUCCGACACGACCCGCCGGAUCACCUGUUACCAAACGGAUAUCACCACCUGAUGUUCGGACCUGACCAGUUUUCGUUUUUUGUUCCUGCCGUAGAUACCGGGCCCAUGUCUGCCUCUUACAGAGCCUUCAUUUGCAUCCUUCUUGCGUCAGUUAUGUUAUGCUCGACGUCCAAUGCACAUGGAAGAGCAUAUGGCGAAAGCCCUGAGGAAGAAUUCCCUGACGAUUUUGAAUUCUCUGACGAUACUCGUCCCUCAAUGGGCCCAUGUCUGCCUCUUACAGAGCCUUCAUUUGCAUCCUUCUUGCGUCAGUUAUGUUAUGCUCGACGUCCAAUGCACAUGGAAGAGCAUAUGGCGAAAGCCCUGAGGAAGAAUUCCCUGACGAUUUUGAAUUCUCUGACGAUACUCGUCCCUCAAUGGUUUGACGACCGAUUCAUCCAAGGUGCGAAAGAAACUUUCCUGAGAAACUUUGUAGUAAUCCCACCCACCCCACCUUCUAUCAAGUGA
Molecule: messenger RNA, 666 nt
Organism: Opisthorchis viverrini
Lineage: Eukaryota; Metazoa; Platyhelminthes; Trematoda; Opisthorchiida; Opisthorchiidae
Exons: 7
Coding region: 1-666 (221 amino acids)
Source: RefSeq, a predicted model, not a curated record